UGAUCCGCCCCCCGGUUGUAAUCAUAAUCAGUUGUGAGUGUUUAGCGUAAGAGCGUUUACUGCCUGCGGCGCGUUUAAUGCCCUAAACGGCCCCAACGCACCGGAAUCUCCCAAUACGCAAAAAUCAUCACCGGCCAGUGCGACCACCCUGCGCGAGUUUGUGCUCUGCGUGGUGCAACCUGCGAUGAAAGUGCCCCAGCGAAUAUAAACCAUGACCGUCGCGUUUAACGAUUACUUUUGGGGCGAUAAAAACAAUGGGUUUGAUGUCCUCUACCAUAACAUGAAAUAUGGCCUUGCCGCGAGUAAAGAACUUGCGGAUUUCUUCCGGGAGCAGUCCAGCAUCGAAGAAAACAACUCCAAAUUCCUAGCGAAAUUAGCUAAACAAGCUGGGAGUUGUUGUACACAAGGUACCUUCGCUCCAUUAUGGGCCGUUUUGAAAAACUACGCGGAGCGCUUGGCUGCGCUCCAUCUACAAAUGGUCUCCAAGGUGAUGGAAUUGGUCAAGGACGUAAACAAGUACUCCGAAGAACUGGCCAAGAAGCACAAGUUGGUCAAAGAGGAAGAGUCUGGGACCUUGGAAGCAGUACAACUGAUGCAAUCCACAACCCUCAUGGUCCAGAAAGCAAAGGACGUGUAUAAUCAACGCGGGGCUGAGUUAGAAAAACUCAAAAAAGAGAACGCCUCACCUAAAGAUGUCGAAAAAGUGGAGAGUAAAUAUAAAAAAGCACAGGAGGAUUACAGAGGGUUUGUUGAUAAGUAUGUAGCGGCAAAGGACGCGUUCGAGGCGAAGAUGACAGUGACCUGUAGACAUUUCCAAGAGUUAGAAGAGCAACAUCUUACUCAGAUGAAGAAUUUUAUCAAUACGUAUGUACAGGUAGCGCAUGCAACUCAUGAAGAAGCAGGGGAAGUACAGUCUGACUUCAAGAGACAAUGUCUUGAGUUGACUGUUGAUAAAUUACUGGAACACUUUGUAUUGAGCAAGUAUACUGGACUUGAAAAACCAGGUCUAGUCGAUUGGGAAGAAUCCUCCCAGCAGUUGCAAUCGCCAGUGCUGGACGCGGAACCACCUUCGGCGUUGGCGACUGCUGUCGGAGCAAGUGGUGGCGCAAAAGCCGUGAAGCGCGAAGGUAAUGAGAGCAAUGUAACCGGGACACAGGCCAUGCCAACACAUGCAAAAUCAUCCCGCCGUACAACCUCCCUUCUUAAUCUCUUCAUGUCUAACUCGCAGGGAUCGCGCGAAGGCCGAGCGGGGCCGAGCAGCGCGCCGUCGAGCCCGACUAAUCCUGGAGAAAUGACGCGCGGCGUGCAGCGUGGAUCGAAAUGGUUUCUGAGGAGUCGACGGGACAGGGCCAGGCAGAAGAAGGCGAAUAAAAAGAAGAAGGAUGGCACGGACAAUCAAAGCAAUAAAGAAGAAAAAUCAGAUUUGGAAGAAAAAGAAGAAACGAGAAAAAGUCAAACCCUCGUUGAACGAGACCCUGAUGCACCCGAAGUAGAUGAAGAUGGUUUCGUCGUGCAGCCAACCACGCCUGCCAAUUGGACCAAUGACAAAGGCAGUUUCUAUUCCUCAUCGGAUUCCGACUCUGAUGAUGACCGGGAACGAAAAAUACGCGUUGAAAUCAAACCGUUGAACAAUGGCGCCGCUCCCAUGUCCGCAUCCGUCGAUGAAUUACGCGCCACUGUCGAGAAUCUUUACCUGCUUCCGGCUGGCGGUCGUCGUGGUUCAGCGCUCGACUCCCAAGACGCUGCGAUGAAACGCUCGCAAUCCGUUUCGCAACAAUUAGGUGGUAAACCAAGCAGUGACCUACUGGGCUUAAACUUUCAAAGUCCGGCACAGUCCAAUGCUUCCACUCCGACUAGCACUCAUCCGUACGCUCCUUUACAAAGCCCUUCACAGCCCACACUAAACUCACCAACUUUAUCAGCUUCUUCGAGGUAUGCCGAUCUGGGGGAUAUAUUCUCCGAAGUCGGGGAGAUACAGCCCGCGCCUAAACCUCGCCAGACCCCGACUCCCACCAGUGGGUACAUGUCUAUUCCGAGACCGCCUUCGAGGAGAUCCGAAGCUGCCACACCGCGUGGUCAUAUCAGUCCGUCGAACAUCUCGAGGGCAGAUAGCGUGGGUAGUCUUGAGUUUCGUACUGCUUGUGUACCAGUAGGGGUAUCCAGAGGGCCUUCACCGUUGACCAUUGGAAUGGCGGAUACUAUCCCGCUAGCUGUCGCUUUUCAUGAGAUUGUUCAUUCGUAUUUCCGUGGGGCGGAUGAGACAAAGUGUCAGGUGAAGAUGUCUGGUGAUAUGAUGCUCUCGUUUCCUGCGGGGAUUGUUACAGUGCUGGCGAAUAAUCCUAAUCCAGCCAAGUUGACCUUCCGCGUGCAUAAUACGCAGAAACUUACUAUAUUACCGAAUAAACAAUUGGUUACAAUUGAUGGUAGUCAAUCAGCGGUUGACUCAAAAUUCCUCGAGUUCAACAUGACCGCGCUAAGUGCCCUAUUAAAGAAGCAGUCUGAGCUGAACCCGACUGCUUCGUAUUUCAACGUGGACAUCCUAAAAUAUCAAAUUAAACCGAAAACCGGGGCGAAUUCUUGUCCGCUCCAACUAGUGGCUUACUGGAAGUGUGAAGAAGCUCACACCGACUUGAAAGUAGACUACAAGUACAACUCGCAUGCAAUGAGCUCGGCUUCACCUCUAUUGAAUGUCUCAGUGACUGUUCCUGUUGAGGGUGAAGUCAAGUCCAACCAAUCUAAACCAGCCGCCAUUUGGAACAGUGAAUCGAACCAAUUGGUCUGGAAAUACACCGAAUUAUCUCUGCACUCGGAAAACCACGGCGUGGGUUCGAUGCUCGCACGAAUUGAUCUAGAUUCUGGACCAACGAAACCCACAACUAUUUCGGCACAGUUCAACUGCGAGGGUACUACGCUAUCAGGUAUUGGUUUCCAUCUGCAGGGAGCUGGAUAUCGGCUCUCACUAGUCAAGCGCCGGUUCAUCUCAGGACGGUACAUAUGCGAAGGUGAUUUGAAAUUCUCCAGCGCUGGGACUUCCGGGACAGCCACUCCGUCGUCGACGACCAGCACCACCGGCAACUGCUAGCAUUCCAGCUUGACGACAUAUCAAACAGCACUCUACACGCUAGUGCUGUAAUUAUAUCGAAUUCUAGGACCUAAACGUAAACCUGACACAUUCAAACUACACACACACACGUAAAACGCUAUAAAUAAUAUACAAUAAUCGAUUUAACGACGACGAGAUACACAAGAAAUAAUGAUCUAGGCGAUCCGGGGACGACCCGGGAUGUAAUUGUAAGUAUUUUCAUGUUACGAAGGCGUAUAUUAUAUAGUUUAUGAUGCUAUUUUAUAUAAUCCUGUCAUUUUCGGCGUUUCGUCGUUUUGUUAGCACCGCGAUAGGUAGGCGUAGGAUAAUGUAGGGAGAGCAGGUAGGAUUCGUACAUUUUUACUUGACGCCAUAUUAAAACUAAACUAUAUAAUAUAUUCGAAUAAGUUUAAUGUCCCUAUAUAGCCUAUAUAUCUGCCUAUAAUUAUAGUAUGGUACAGCUCCGUCACAAAUCACACAGACAGAAUUAUGAUCAGUUUUCCAAAAUGGAAAUCGUACGAAAGUACCCCACACACGGGGUACCUUCGUGCAUAGUGUGGGUACUUUCGUACAUGAUGGGGUACCUUCAUACAGUCAAAGAAAAUAAACAAUUGUUGAUUAAAUUUAA
This is a messenger RNA of Dalotia coriaria, 3710 nucleotides long. Its product is annotated as F-BAR domain only protein 2. Lineage: Eukaryota; Metazoa; Arthropoda; Insecta; Coleoptera; Staphylinidae. The record is from RefSeq and is a predicted model, not a curated record. Gene Ontology annotation, cellular component: clathrin-coated vesicle; clathrin-coated pit; cytoplasm. Gene Ontology annotation, biological process: clathrin-dependent endocytosis; clathrin coat assembly. The transcript is spliced from 9 exons. The coding region runs from base 212 to 3082 and encodes 956 amino acids.